CCCGGAUCUCCCAAUCCGAUGAAUAAAAGAACCAUGUAUGCAACUAGAGAUGGUGGAUAUGAAAUCAUUUGGUUUUAAUUUCAGCUAAUAUGCUCGUUAUGUGAAUUAUUGAACGAAAGCAUUUGAUACUUUAUGAUCAGUUUUUAAUAAAAUGUUAUGAUGGAGAGUUCAGGAGGAAAAGAAAAAUCAACUUCUCGACUGCUUGUGCUAAGUCCAAUUGAUGUGAAAGAUGAGCUUGAUGAAAAGCUGGAGAGAUGCUACAAUAUAAUCUUGAGUCUGUCUGGUAAUGGUUCAGAGAGAGAAAUUAAUGAUGCUCUGAAUGGUUAUGUUGCCAAGGGAAACCAACAGCAUGAUGAGGUACAAAUGGGAUUGCUGUAUAGCAUCCUUGCUGACCCAAAGAUGCAGAUUAAAAGUUUUCGAGAACUUACCUUAGUGGCCAGAGAUGGACUCACAUGUCUCCUUACAAAAAUAAAUCAAAUUGUUUAUGAAAAAUGGCUUAAACUGCUUGAUUCAACAAAAACUCAGAUGCUCUGGUUGUGUCGGGAGCUUGUUAAGAUGAAUGCACAAGGUGCAGACAGUGUUUGCAUUGGCAUUAUUAGACAGGUUGUUGGAGGGGACAUAUCUCAAAGAAAUAUUUGGUUGGCUGAGAAUAUGUUGGAUCUCUUUCUAGACAACAAACCAUUCCUUGCCAAAAACAUAUCUUUGAUGGCUACAGUGGUCUACACAUAUUUAAGGAUUAUUGUUGAUCAUGGUGCACCAGUUUUAGGCGCACUACGUCAAAAAGAAGUGGAAUUGUGUGUCAAUCUUUUAAGAACACAUUGGCAAGAAUGUAUGCAGAUAGGAAGAGAUCUUGUUAGGUUAUUACAAAACGUUGCCAGGAUUCCAGAGUUUGAAUUAUUGUGGAAGGACAUAGUAUUAAAUCCAACCUCAUUGUCCCCAACUUUUACCGGUGUUGCUCAGUUACUGCAAAUAAGAACUUCAAGGAAAUUUUUGGUUGGAAGGUUAACCCCUGACAUGGAGAACAAACUCAUUUUCCUCAUUACCAAGGUGAGAUUUGGAACACAAAAACGUUACCAAGAUUGGUUUCAGAGACAGUACCUGUCAACGCCUGAGAGCCAAUCAUUACGUUGUGAUCUGAUAAGAUACAUCUGUGCAGUUUUUCACCCAUCCAAUGAGCUGUUGUGUUCAGAUAUCAUACCUCGUUGGGCUGUCAUUGGCUGGCUGCUCACAACUUGCACUUCAAAUGUUGCAGCUUCUGAUGCAAAAUUAGCACUUUUUUAUGACUGGCUUUUCUUUGAUCCAGAGAGGGACAGUAUUAUGAACAUAGAACCAGCUGUUUUGGUAAUGUUUCACUCCAUGAGGCCACACCCAGCAAUCACAGCCACACUACUAGACUUUAUGUGCCGGAUAAUGAACAAUUUUAGCCCUUCACACACACCACAGAUAAGAAACAGCAUAUUUACAGCAUUGCGAACUAUCUUAGAGAAAAGAGUUCUACCAUCCCUUUCUCCCCUGUUUGACAAUCCCAAGCUGGACAAGGAGCUGAGAAACCUGUUGCGAGAACAUUUCACAGAAUUUUGUAGUCAAGAAGGUAGUACUCAUUCUAAGAUUACCCCCAAACUAUCACAGACUCAUUGUGAAAUAAAUAACAUGUCAGAUAGGGAGGAAAAGGAGAAUGAAGAUGAAAGUUGGAAUAGAAAAGUGAAAGAGGAGUUAUCCCCCAAGGAUGAAUUAGACAUGGACACAGCCAACAACCACACAGGAGAGAACAAUUUAUCUGAUGCUUGUUUUAGUGAUGAUGAGGAAGAUAAUGUGCCUUUGGGUAAAUUAAAAGAUGAUGUGGGCUUCCGCCCUAUAAAAGAGUCAUCAGCUUACGUUCCCCUUGACAUAACUGAGUUCAUGAACCAGCUUAGCGGCCAGAUUCAUGACCUGACUGUUGAGUUGCAAGGAGAGAGAAAUCAAGAAAUGCAGUGUGAUUUGACUGACAAAUUAAUGCAAGUUGUCAUUCAAGAGGAUGAUUUUGAUCAGGAUCAAGCAUCAGUACUGGCAACUUGUUUGUGUCAAAUUCUAAGUCCACAGUUCCACAAGAAAUUAUUUCCUCAAGAAAUAGAUGAAGAGUCAAUAGAAGAUUCGAUAGGCUCCCCUUUGUUUGUUAUAUUCAGAUUUCUAAGUCAAAUGUCAGAGGAUGACCCAAGACGUCAGCCUGUUUUCCUUCUGUUAGGAGAAAUGUAUCUCAAGCAACCUCGUAUUGGCUACAUGUUGUUAUAUUUUCUUAAAGUCAGCAAAGGCAGUGACGACAAGUUGUCUCUGUAUAAGGAUUUUUGUCAAAACAUGGACAACAAAGAUUUAAAAUCAUGUUUAGUUACUGAUUUGGAGCUAUGUCAAACCGAUGAUGUCAGAUUAUUUACAUAUCUAAUUCCAGAUAUUUAUACACAUUUUCCCAACAUUGCCGUGGGGAAUGCAACAAUUUUGAAUCUGAUUGUUUCAAGUAUAGAUGGCUCACAGCUCCAGGAUCUGAUUUGUCAAAUAUUACAAGGCCAUCUCUUGAUGUUUAAAAGCAGGGAAACUUUUCUGUCCAUUCUCAAUGCAAGCUUAGAUUGGGAAACAAUAGAGCAGUACUUUUUGUGGCAACUAGUCAUGGCACACAACAUCCCUGUCGAACACAUACUUCCUAUUCUUCCCAAGUUGGAGUUCAGUUCCAAUGCUGAAGCCUUGACCAGUCUGAUGGUUCUAUUAAAGCAAGUCAGCCCUAGCUGGGACAUCUUAAGGCCAGUUUUAUCCAGAGAGUGUAAGAAAACAGACUUCUUCACUGUGUCCAUACUCAAAUAUUGGGCUCAGGAGCAUGAGGACAGAUUAGCAGAGCUCAUAAACCACCAACUCACUAAGCUAAAUGGCACUCCAAAGAAAAGACAGAGAACUGGGAGCACCAAAAAGGAUCAUCCUACAGUUGAUCAGAUUUUAGCCCACCUUGAUCAUAUGCGACAAGUGUGCCGUAAUAUCUCAUUUUUAAACCAUGAAAAUGUCCAACAUGCACUCCAACAAGUACAGAUAACUGCAAGUGAAGCUCAGAAAACAAAGUACAGUGAUUUGCUAGCUCUAGCAGAAGACAUAGAUGACAUAAAGACUGUUAGGGUUUUGCGAGGCAGAAAAGCUUCAAAUGCUAGUGGUUUAAGCCCUAAAUAUUCAAAGAGCAAAAAAUCAGCUGAAAGUGACAGUGGGAGUGACUCUUCAGAUGAUGAGAUAAAACCUCAGACCAAAAAACGGAAAAAGAUUUCUCCGAAUGUAGUAGAGGACGACAGCGACUGAUGUAUCUUCAGGAAUGUACAGAGUUCACCAGACACAUUGACCAUUAUCAUUGCUUUUAUGUUUGUUUUUUUAUCCAUUCACUCAUUGUUCACAUGUACAUGGUUUUUACUGAUUUUAGCCCUCUCACUUUCACAUGUGAUGACAGACUUAUUACAUUGCUAUGUAUACCUUUUUAUGUCAUGAUUCAUGAAAUAUCAACAAAUAUGUCCUUUUUAAUAAGGAACUUAGUUUUGAAAGGAAAUGUUUGAUUGUGUUGAAACAGUCUUAAAAUGGCAACUCUUACCCCCUUUGUGGCACUGGUAAUUCAAUGGUUAGCAACCAUUCAGCAGUGUUCUCUCCCUUGUGUGAUUGGUUAAUGGCUAAGUUCUGGAAUUGAUGGAUCAAAUCAAAGGCACCAUUUUUAAUAUAUGCCACUGAAGUUAGUUAUUUAUAUAUUUAUUUAAAAUAAUGGAACAUUUUUACGGUUGGUAAAAAAACCAAAUUUUAACUUCACAUAGAAGCAGUAGUGUAACAAGGGGUUUUUCUUUAAAAAUUUCCGUUAUCUUCACUUUAGCCUGAAAAUUAAUAUUUUAGAUCAUAAGGAAUAUUAGGUCUAAAAGUCUUAAAUUGGAUCACAUCAAAAGUCUUUAUAGAAACUUUAAUGGAAUAAUUAGCAUUUUUAUAACCAUUUAUUUAUUAGUUUAGGGAGAGAUUUAAUACUUUGUAAAAAAUUAUUUGCUGAAUUAAAAAUAUAACAUAAGU
Messenger RNA from Physella acuta, 4047 nucleotides. RefSeq names its product integrator complex subunit 3. Lineage: Eukaryota; Metazoa; Mollusca; Gastropoda; Physidae. Gene Ontology annotation, cellular component: cytoplasm. The record is from RefSeq and is a predicted model, not a curated record.